Messenger RNA from Emiliania huxleyi CCMP1516, 747 nucleotides. RefSeq lists its product as hypothetical. The record is from RefSeq and is a predicted model, not a curated record. The transcript has 4 exons. Gene Ontology annotation, cellular component: cytoplasm. NCBI's taxonomy places the organism in Eukaryota, Haptophyta, Isochrysidales, Noelaerhabdaceae. Bases 1 to 747 code for a protein of 248 amino acids.
AUGACGCUCGCCGACGAAAUCGAGCGCAGCGGCGCGUUCCGCGAUGUGAUCCGCGCGUCCAACCGGCAAGAGUCGGAAAUCGCCAGGCUGCGGGAUGCUUUUGCGGCCAAAUCGAACCGAGGUGAGCGCAAGCUCAAGCUCUACCACGGCACGUCGCUGGAGGCGGCGCUGCGCAUCGAGAGCCAGGGCUUCCAGGCGUCAGCGACAGGCUGCCUCGGCCCCGGCGUCUACUUGGCGCGCGCGGACAAGGCUCUCCGCUUUGCGCAGGAGGGCGGCCGGCACGGCGGCGCGGAGGGCGGCCUCGUCGAGGUCCUCGUGCGCUUCAAGAACCCAAAGUUUGUUGCCGCCGAUGACGACACUUGGCAGGCCGAGGGCUACGACGCGUGCCGGGCCGAGGAGACCUCCGCCUCGCAGAAUAUGGAAUGGCGUUGCCCGGUGGUGAACGGCGUCGGCACCCGCUACAUUGCAAUCCCAGCGGCGGAGGAGCGCGGCAAGGGGCUCUUCGAGUGCGGUGACUGCGGCAACGUGUGGACCUCCAACACCGCGUGCCGCUCGCUCAAGCAGUAUUGCCAUGCGGAGAAUUGCAACGCUCGCGAGGAGAUGCGCGGAUUCCUGCCAAAGGAGAUUCGCGCGCCAGAGCCCGCCUGGCUACGCGCUCGGCACGCCGGGCGGCCCGACGCGUCGUGGGAGCACCCGGCGCAAGCACUGGUGCUUUGGGGCAGGCCCCAAAUGACGUGUGAGUGUUAG